Messenger RNA from Rotaria socialis, 771 nucleotides. Lineage: Eukaryota; Metazoa; Rotifera; Eurotatoria; Philodinida; Philodinidae. The record is from the annotation of a GenBank genome assembly.
AUGCCAAAUCAAUAUAAACAAUAUUCACGAUCGUAUUAUCCAUAUUCUAAACUGACAUUGUCAUGUUUAGUAACUUUCAUCAUAUUUAUUCAAGCUCCAAUGAUUAUCGUUGCUCAAGCAAACCAAUAUCAAUCGGUGAUUGCAUCAAAUAAUAAUAAUAAUAAUGCUCGCUCAAGUUCUACAGCUAUAAAUACAGAUGAGGCAUACCCUGAUGGCGCAUCUGAUAUAUACGAUGAUACUGAAGAUUUUGAAGAAAUCCCAUCACCACCAGUCACAUCGCCUGUUGCACAAUUAAAAUUCACUCCCAAUAUAACAUCAAAUCGACCUGUACAACCAGAAGAAGCUGAGAAUAAUGAAUACGAAGAUGAACCUGAUUCAUAUCAAAAUUAUUUAAAUGAGGAUACUAUUGACGAUGAAACAACUAAACAAGAUGGUUCCCAACUAUUCAGUGAUACAAUAUCUAUGAAUCCGCUGGAGAUUAAACCGCCUAUAAUAGAUUCGAAUAAUAAAAAGAAUCUUGAUCAAUCAUCUACAUCUCGAAUGCCAUUUGUACCGGCAAAUCUAUGGCGUGAGCUCUUUUCAAGACCGGGCAUACUCGUUGGUAUUAUUGGUGGUAUUGUCAUUGGAAUGCUAUCGGCUAUACUACUUGUGAUGUUUAUAAUCUAUCGCAUGCGUAAAAAAGAUGAAGGUUCCUAUGCGUUAGAAGAAGGACCACGAAAAUCUCCGUCACAUGCCUAUACGCGUGUAUCAUCAAGAGAGUUUUUUGCUUAG